Molecule: messenger RNA, 646 nt
Organism: Arachis duranensis
Lineage: Eukaryota; Viridiplantae; Streptophyta; Magnoliopsida; Fabales; Fabaceae
Exons: 1
Coding region: 42-482 (146 amino acids)
Source: RefSeq, a predicted model, not a curated record
AACAACUACCGAAGAAAAGGAGCGAUCAAUUGAUCGAAAAGAUGAAGCCGAUCGAUGACAGGCAAGAGAAAGUGACGAUUCGAGCGGUGAGUCGCGACGGAGAAGGAAGGAAGAAGGUGGAGAAGACCGAACUCGAAACUCACAACGUGGACACCGUCAAGUACGUGGAGAAAAAGCUCGUCGACAAGGGCGAACAGCGCAUGGAGCGCCACCCUGCUGACGGCAUCGGAAUCGGGAGGCCGCCGCCAAAGUCCGGCCGUGGAGGGAAGUACACGUGGGAGGGUCCUGCUGACAUGGCGGACAACGAGCUCAACGCAGCUCCGGCGGCCAUCGACGAGAAGGAUCCAAACUAUGUUGAUGAGGAGGAAGAUGUUCUGAGGGAGCUGGUGAAGGGUGAGGUUGAAGUGGCCAAAGCUGCCGAGGAUAAAGGUGUUGCUAGGGUUGAUGUUGAUCCUCGCUUGCAACAAUCUUCUAAUAAUUAACACUCAUCAAUAUCAAUGGUUGAUCAAUCAAUCAAUAAUUUGUUGCUAAUUUCCGAUGUUUGUGUCGUGGUUCUAUAGUUUUUUCUGUUUUCGUUUUGGUUUGACUUGGAAGUUGUACUAAUAUUUACAAUACUGCUGGUUAAAUGAAAUGUGAAGUUUUUUUC